UGUACAUGUUUUCAAAUGCGAAGGUAGCAUACAUAUUACUAUAACUAUCUGUUUGAAAAAAUGCAUCUUUUUUUUUUAAUUUACCAACAGGGAAAUUUCACGUCUGCGUGGAAAUCGUGUAAUGCCAUGGGACUGUCAUUGCUGUCACUUGAGUCGCUAGAGAAGAAUAAAUGCUUGACAAAACGCAUCAGAGAAUACGCCUUGCUUAUCCAAAAUAACGCUUAUUGGACAUCAGGGACAAACGGCGAUUGUCACGAAAAGUUCUCCUGGUGCUCGAAAGGCUCAAAUUUUGCCCAGAAAAACCUGACUUCUUGGAAGAGCGGAGAGCCCAAUUUGGAAAAGGGCGAGUGCGUCUUCGUGGAGAUCAUCAGGAACGGGACCGAUGCUUUAUCGGCGAUGGCCGUUUCCAAUUGCUCCGAGCAAAGAAAUUUUGUGUGCGAAGGCAAGCUGAAAGGCACAGUAUUGGACAUCAUGCAAGCCGAGUGCAUGGAGAUGUGGAAAAUCAAGCAAGCUGACAUCGAUUUGCUCUUCCUUGGCUUUAGAAACUAUACGCAAAAGCUCAAAUGCUUCAUGAAAUGUAUUGGAGAGGAUAGAAACCUGUUUUUCAAUGGCCAAAUUGUUCCGAUCCAAAUGCUGCAAUUGAUGGAGAUCGCGACACAGGACUCGCCGAGUGAACUGGACCAGGGCUUCAACGGUUAUUUGCAGUGCUCUUCGAUAAACGGCACUGAUGAGUGUGAUUUGGCCGCCAAAACUUACGACUGCGGCGUGGAAAAAAUUCCAAACGUCACGCAGAAAAUGGUCGACGUUGGAAAAGGAAGUCCAGUCGUGCUCAUUCCGCCGAUUAAGUGCGUACCAGUUUUGAGAUCGUGUCAGACGGUAUCCACGUACACAUGCAAUGCCUUUGUUGGACCAAUAUUAUUUUGCUUUUAUUAAUAAUUUUUUGUAAAACAAAAAAAUUGUAAUCUUUAGGUUCAGCUGAAAAAUGAAUUGGCCACCACAAAUCGCACUUCCAUUGGAACUUUAAUUUGGACCAAGCUUGCCAAUAGACGAAUUUUCGUAUCAACUUUUACAAACUAUACGAGUAAUGUGAAGCCUUAUGGGUAUUGCUGCUCAAUUGGAAUGAGACCUAUCGAAUUCCGCAAUUCAUCCGAAUUGAACGAUUUUGUCCUUUCUACUGCAUCAAUUCUAUCUAGCAACUUUGAUUACAUCUACAUAUCCGAAGCUAUGGCCUUAGACUAUUCAAAAGAAGUGUGGUGUGACACUAAAUCUCCACUGGAUCCGUCACUGUACCAGAACAACUAUGUGACAAUGCCACUGAUGGGAUGCGAGCCCGAAGUCUAUAUGCUUAAAAGAUUGGUCCUUUCAAAUGGCACAACUUACGUUUUGUCAUUGUCUAGCUAUCAAUCCAAUUCAUCAGCUGCUUUCGCCUGCCAAUAAUUACAGUGAUUUCAUACAACACGGCUUGGUUGAAAUGUGUUGUUACACCUCACGUUGACAUAUUUUUAUAUUUUCAAAAAAUUACAGUUAAGAAAACAAGUAAAGAGGUGUUUUCUUAAUAACUAUAUGCAUGCACUUUCAACAAACCGUUACGCACCCUUUCUUUAAUUAUGCAUGAUGUGAGUAGCCAUCUAGCUCCUUGUAAUAAAAAA
Messenger RNA from Neocloeon triangulifer, 1649 nucleotides. RefSeq lists its product as uncharacterized. Bases 61 to 933 code for a protein of 290 amino acids. The transcript is spliced from 9 exons. The record is from RefSeq and is a predicted model, not a curated record. Lineage: Eukaryota; Metazoa; Arthropoda; Insecta; Ephemeroptera; Baetidae. Gene Ontology annotation, molecular function: odorant binding.